This is a messenger RNA of Electrophorus electricus (electric eel), 3329 nucleotides long. RefSeq names its product trophoblast glycoprotein (gene tpbg). Lineage: Eukaryota; Metazoa; Chordata; Actinopteri; Gymnotiformes; Gymnotidae. Gene Ontology annotation, cellular component: plasma membrane. Gene Ontology annotation, molecular function: protein binding. The record is from RefSeq and is a predicted model, not a curated record. Gene Ontology annotation, biological process: negative regulation of canonical Wnt signaling pathway.
GGUAUCCAUUUAAGACGUCUUUUAAUUGGGGCAAACGCUUGUAACGUUGUUUCGUAGUAUCUGUACUUUUCAGUUACCUUGAUUUACUGUUUCCGAUGUGUUCAAAAAUGCGUGAAGUCGGCUCGCUGCGUUUACUGGUAAUUAAGGGAAAAAAUGCGAACCGCCACAUCUUUACUUCGUGUGUGGUUCUCUUUCUUGCGUGCUUUGGCACAACCUCAUCUGUGGAAUGUCCUGAUAAAUGUGGCUGCACAACAACCACAGUAGAAUGCGUUAGUCAGAACUUAAUAUCGAUUCCCCAACCUCUUACUCUGAACAUUACGACACUUUUGCUCAAUGGAAACAAUAUUUUCAGUCUAUCUGAGGAGUCUUUCCCCGUUCGCCUUGAACAGCUGACAAACCUGUAUCUUUCUGGAAACCGAAUAGAGCAAGUGGACCCUGGGGUGUUUAACAACUUGCCAAGUCUCCAUUUACUUGAUCUGAGUAACAAUAAAAUCCUGAAUUUUAGUCCUGAUGCCUUUCCUGAUCACAGUAUGCUUCAGGUCUUAAACCUUAGUAGAUCUUUGUACAAUGCCUCUUAUGUUGAUGUUGUUUCAGACCUUUUAAACAAAAGUGUUCCUGAACUUUCCCAUCUUAUAUUGUCCAACAAUGGCCUGUUGUUCCUUCCAGAUAGCAUAUUUAACAGCUUGUUAAACCUCACCACUGUGGAUUUGAGGAAUAACUCAAUAGUUUUGAUUAAGAGUGGUACAUUCAGGAGUCGAGCACUAAAUUAUUUGGACCUGCGGGACAAUGCUCUAAAAAGGCUGCUCAAUGGAACUUUAGCAGACUUUGACCAAAUACCUGGUCUUCGGCUGUACCUUGCAGGAAACCCAUGGCAUUGCGACUGUAACCUUGGAGACAUGGUGAUAUGGUUGCAAAGAUCUGACCUGGUUGCGGACAAAAUGAACUUGACGUGUGCUGAGCCUACAGAACUAAGAAACACCCAGCUCUUGAAGCUGAAAGAUGAAGAGCUGCAGUGUAUUUAUUCCAGAGACAUGAAGAGUGUUUUGGAGACCUCAUAUGUCUUUCUGGGUAUGGUGUUGGCCCUCAUUGGGGUUAUAUUUCUGCUAGUCCUUUACCUCAACAGAAAGGGCAUUAAGAGAUGGAUGUAUAAUAUACGUGACGCAUGCAGGGACCACAUGGAGGGCUACCAUUACAGGUAUGAGAUCAAUUCGGAUCCACGUCUGGCCAACCUCAGCCUCAACUCAGAUGUGUAAUGAGAUGCGGGGGUUGAUUGGAAAUGAGAAAAGUGACUUGCACAAUGACUCAGCUCUAGAUUUGCGUACUUUCUACAAGCUUGUGCCCCAGUAUGCAGUGUGCCAUGCCACAUAAGAGAUUAACUGGCUUCUGCUUGUGUGGACCAGUCAUGCAUGCCUCCCGCUGUCUUAUGUCUGCUGAUGUGUUCUGACAUGUUUAGAUGUUUUGCAAUGCUGCAUGAAUCAAAAACGUUAUAGAGGUUUCAGUCCUUCUCCAUAAGGUAUUUUGGGACAGUGAGGAAUGUGAUGCAAGUAGCUCUAAUUCUGACAACUGCAAGACAACUGAAAUGAACAAUUAUACAUGGCAUAUACUUGCUACUGCUUUGCUUUUUACUCUCUUAAAAUUUACAAAAUGUUAUCAUGAUUGCAUUUUGUUUUUGUACUUUUUCAAUAGUCAUAAUAUUCAAACAUCCACAUUUAUAAGAGUAGCCCAUUUUUGAAUUCACUUUUUUUUUUUUUUCCAUGGAUCAGCUUUUCUUAUGAAUAGAUUCUGUUGGAUGAAAAGGUUCUGCAUUGAUCCCUUUCUUCACUCCAGCGCUUUGAACUCCAAGCCUCCCGAACAGAACAGGGAUUUGGCAUGAAUACAGAUGUACACACAAAUACACGUACACUCAAACAUUCCAAUGUCAUUCCUGUGUCAUAUGUUAGAAUAUUAUAGACAUCUAUGGGAAUGUGUUUUUUUUUGUUUUGUUUUAAAAAUCAUAUUUAAAGAUCACCCUUGUACAGUAUACAGUACACUGUAUAGUAUAUAUUAUAGCAGUAUAUUCUAAUAGCAAGUUCCAAUGUGACUGCAGAUAAAAGACCUAUAAUUUUGUAAGACAUGAUAUCAGAAUAAACAUUGGACAUUAAUAGAAUAGUUAGAUACAAUGGAACUAGAGCUCUUUCCUGAAAUAGACUUAAUAACUGGUAUUUACUGGCUUUUCAUUUCAAACUACUGCACAUACUUUCAGCACCAUUUCAAAGCAUUCCAGGUCCAGAAGUGGAUUUUGGUUAGGGUUUUAUAUAUGAACAGGUAUUACGGAAACAGUACUCUAGGGCUUUGAUCAUGCACAUGAGGGCAAAAAUGUUCCUCUUAUUUCCACUGUAUUCAAUUCCUUUACAAUUGGAUGCUUUUUUGCCAUCAGUUCCAAACACAUUUUUCUGAACAAAUGUAUCACUUGCAGUGCUUUUAUUCCAUGUUUUUUUCAGGUAUUGAAGCAGUAAUUUGAAAGUAGUAGAAUAAAAAUCAAUAAUUUAUUGUACUCAAAUCUGUCUAUUUCUAGAUAUUUACUUUUUAAUUGUAAAUAUAAAUGAGCAUGGAAAUGUAAAAUAUUCAAUCCAGUAAUUUUAUUUUAGGCAUUACCACACUAGUUCUAAAAUGUCUUUGCAAAUUAUAGGCUCUUAAUAGAAUACUAAAACUUCUGUAGGCUAAAAAAAAAAACAGCUACAUGCUUGGACAGAACAAAGGUAGCACAAACUUACUUUUGUGUAAUUUGGUAGUACACAAAAUCCUUUAUAUUCAUCAUGUAGGAACACUGAGGAUACACUGAAAUAACACUUUCUUUUCAGUUCUUUCAAACAGAAUUCAUGUACUGUAUAGCUUACAUGGGAAGUAAAAAUGGGCAUGUGUUUCAUAUUAUAAAUGUAUGGAAAAGAGAAUAAAAAGAGGGAUAUAAAUUCAAUGUGCUGAAAUCUUUGUAGUGAAAGUGUAUUGGCCCCAAACUUGUGUAGUUUCCACAAGCUUAUGUCCCAAUAUGCAGUGUGCUGUAUCAAAUAGGACAUUAAUGGGUUCUGCUGGGGGCACCGAUCAUGCACACCUCCUGCUGUAUUAUGUCUGCUGAUGUCUCAUGUUUAGAUAUUGUGCAGUGCUGCAUGAAUCAAAACCUCAUUACAGAGGUUCAUCUGUCCUUGUCCAGAAGAUAUUUUGGAACAGCGUUGAAUGCAAUGCAAGGAUGUUUCUAAUUGUACUGAAUGCAAGAUGACAAAAAAUUAAUAAGUAUACAUGUCUUAACACGUGCUUGUCAGUGCUUCAGUUUUACUCUCUUAAAACUUGGAACA